UUACCGUACUACGGAGUUAUCUAAUCUUGUAUCCAUGACACCUCCAUCCAGCAUCAUCCCAUCAGCUGUUUUCAACAAAACAGGUUCUCAAUCAAAGGUUUGAGAUAAAUAUCAGUUUAAUAUGGCUCGCUUUCUCAACAGAAAAUUAAAUUUAAUUCACCCAUACUUUACAAAUUGUAUCCUAGACCAUCUCCCUGUAAACACCAUUUCUGUGCCCUCAGUUCUCCAACAAAGAAAUGUCCAUACGUUUAAAAUCGACUCCAAUCUACUAAAAUCUACAUUCAAAUCAAAUCUUUUUGGACAGUCAAAAAGAUGUAUGUUUAUACAAACUCAAGAUACACCUAAUCCUAACAGUUUGAAGUUUCUGCCUGGAGUUACCGUUUUGGAAUCAGGAACUAUGGAUUUCUCGGAUAGGUUAUCUGCAGUUAAACGAUCGCCUUUAGCAAAUGCUUUGUUUCGCAUUGAAGGUGUCAAAUCAGUUUUCUUAGGACCUGAUUUUAUUACAGUAUCUAAAGUAGAUGAAGAUGUUGAAUGGAGAGUACUUAAACCGGAAAUAUUCGCAGUGCUAGUUGAUUUCUUUUCUUCUGGGCUGCCAAUUGUUAAUCAAGUAAAAGAUGAAGCAUCUCAAGAAGGUGAAGUCGAAGAAGACGAGACUGUCCUCAUGAUCAAAGAAUUACUAGAGACUAGGAUCAGGCCGACAGUGCAAGAAGAUGGUGGUGAUAUUAUUUUCAUGGGAUUCGAAGAUGGAAUAGUUAAGUUAAAACUUCAAGGUGCUUGUAAUUCUUGUCCAAGUUCCGUUGUUACCCUUAAAAGUGGUGUUCAGAAUAUGCUGCAAUUUUACAUACCUGAAGUUCUUGGCGUGGAACAAGUAGAAGAUAUUGUUGAUAAAAUUGCCAAGGAAGAAUUUGCGAAGUUCGAAGAGAAAAAGGCAGCUGAUGAACAGAAAUAAAAUCAAAAAUAUUAUUUUAUUGAACUCAUCAAACUAAGGAUACAUCAGAUUUCUAAAUCCAUAAAACUGUAUCCAAAAUGAGUUAUUCACAACCUCAUCAAUCACCAAUCAUCGUUUUGAGAAUGGUCAAGAUUUUAAUCUAUUUGUAAAUUUUGUCAGACUAACAAUGGUUCAUCUAUUUUCAAUAACUUUCAAGUCUAGUCUAUUCCUUUGGUACUUGUCAACCGUUUGAGCUCCUGUUGCCUUUGAUUGAAAAUUGUCUCGUACCAAUCUAGUUAUUGAACUAUCGGCUUUUAGCUCUGCCAAGAUUCUGGAUGAAAAGACAGAAAUACGUAAUCAAAUCCAAAGAUUGCUGUAUAAAUUGAAAAGAAAAAUUAAUUUAAGUUGAACAAUUGAUUAGCGAGUUUGACAGUAUUUCUUACAAAAACAAAGCUUAUAUACGAUGGUUCGUGAAAUGUGAAUAUCGAAAAGCCUUUGAAUUCACUGAUAUGUUCCAUAGUCACCAUCAAUCUGAUCCCUUCGAAAGGAUUAGCCAAAUCUUUAAUUUUAGAAAAAAUCCUCUUGUUGACUCUCGAAAUCUAGUUUUGUAAUUAUAAUUAAAAGAAGGUUUAAUCAUGUAUUGAUGCAUUCAUUUCCUAGAUGAUAAUUAAAUGUUUUGCGUAAAA
This is a messenger RNA of Tetranychus urticae (two-spotted spider mite), 1614 nucleotides long. RefSeq names its product NFU1 iron-sulfur cluster scaffold homolog, mitochondrial. The record is from RefSeq and is a predicted model, not a curated record. NCBI's taxonomy places the organism in Eukaryota, Metazoa, Arthropoda, Arachnida, Trombidiformes, Tetranychidae. Gene Ontology annotation, molecular function: iron ion binding; iron-sulfur cluster binding. Gene Ontology annotation, biological process: iron-sulfur cluster assembly. Gene Ontology annotation, cellular component: mitochondrion.